AUGAACGAAACACUUAAACUCGUUCUAGUGGGUUAAUAAGGAGCAGGGAAAACAAGUCUGUUACAAUCUCAUAGAUAACAAGAGUUCCGAGCUCAUAAUGCACCAACAGUUGCAGUUGACUUUUCUGGAGUUAAAAAUGUAGAAGUAAAUGGUAAACUUUUUGAUAUUUCAAUAUGGGAUACAGCUGGUUAAGAGAGAUUUAGAUCAAUAACUAGAAUGUCUUUAUAAGUAUAAAAAUGAAAAGAAAUCAUAGAAUACUAAUGUUGCAAUUCUUUGUUUUGAUUUGAGUGAUCCUGAUUCAUACAGACAUAUUUAAGGUUGGCUUGACUUUCUUCAUGUUAAUUGUAGUUCUGAAAUGGAAAUUAUAAUAGUAGGAACCAAGAUGGACUUACCAACCUUUUAUAAUAAAGAAGAUCUAUAAAAAUUUAUCUAAACCUUAAAUUCAUAAAAGUAGUUAAAAUUAUUUCUAACUUCUUCUAAGACUCGUGAAGGAAUUGAAGAAACAUUCUAAUAUGCUAUUGAAUAAGGAGCAAAAAUAAAAUUGAAAUCUUCAUAAAUGGAUAAAUCAAUUUUACUCAUUCCACCUGAUUAAUAAAGUAUUAAGAAAAAACAAUCAUCUAAUAAUAAAUAUUUUUAGGGUUGUUAUUGUUGUUGA
Messenger RNA from Paramecium primaurelia, 655 nucleotides. NCBI's taxonomy places the organism in Eukaryota, Ciliophora, Oligohymenophorea, Peniculida, Parameciidae. The record is from the annotation of a GenBank genome assembly.